GAAAAGUUCCGAGUUUAACUCUGUCGAAAAACUAAAACUUCAAAGGCAAAUGACUAAACCCGGAACAUAGUACUUGGAAAAGAAUCCCUCGUGCGAUAAUCGUUUCUUCUGAAAUCACAACUGAAAAGUUCUGAGUUUGUGCCAAAACCAACCACAUUAACCAAAACACCAUCAUCACACCAAGAAACCACGAUGGAUCCCUACGAUGAAAAGAGGCUAAGAGACGAAGUGAUUUACCUUCACUAUCUCUGGCACCAAGGCCCUCCACGCCCACCGCCACAAAACCCCAUCACCCACCGUCCAUUUCCCUCACCUUCGCAACCCUACAUCCCCCAACACACGUGGCACGCGCGUCCUCAUCAACAGCAACCUGCACCCGCCCGCACCAGAUCACUCCCUCCAGCAAUCCCCACCACCACCACCACCUCCUUCAAGAAGAAAAAGAAGCAUAAAAGAAAUACCCCCGAAAAGAAUGUUUCACAACCCGACCCGGGCCCAGAAUGGCCGUGUCCGGUUCGGCCUGAGCCAAGCCCAACCACCGGUUGGGCCCAGCCCAAGCCCAAGCCCAAGCCCGGUUCGGCCUCUCCUCCUCCCGAGGUGGCUCCAGAAGAGAAGGAGAGGCUGGUGGCAAUGCAGGCUCAGCACAAAGCGUGCAAGGCUUUGAAGGAGUUUCUUUCUAAUAACUAUGAUGAUGGUGAUGAUGAUGAUGAUGAUGAUGAUGAUGAUGAUGAUGAUGAGAGUGAAUGCGAGGAGAUUGAGGAGUUCUUUCUGGUGCUCUUCUUAGAGGAUCAUGAACUGAGAGGGUACUACCAGAGGUGUUAUGAGAAUGGAUUGUUUUGCUGCUUGGUUUGUGGUGCCAUUGGGAAGAAGAAUUCUGGGAAGAGGUUUAAGGAUUGUGUUGGACUUCUUCAGCAUUCGAUGUCGAUUUUGAGGACCAUGAAGAAAAGGGUGCACAGAGGGUUUGGGAUGGCCCUGUGCAAGGUUUUGGGUUGGGAUUCUGAUCGGUUUCCGGCCAUCGUGAUGAAGGGGACGCCUCUUGGGAUGGAGAUGAUGACGCCGGUGGAGGCAGAGGGUGAGCCUAAGGAGAAUAAUGCUGCUGAUGACAAUGAUAGAAAAGAUGAUUCCCACGAAUCAGAUGAUAAAGUCUUGUCUUUGGAACAUGGUGAUGUUGCAGCUGAGGUGCCAGCACAAAGGGUUGAUCAAAGUAUGAAUAAGAUGCAGGGUGAGCAUGAUGGAAAAGAUGGUGAAGAUCAUGGAGAAAAUGGUGCCCACAAAUCAGGUGAUGAAGUUGUGUCUUUGGGGCUUGGUGAUGAACCAGUUUAGGAGCAUGCGCAAGGAGAUGAUCAGAGUAUUAACAAGGGUGAAGCCUAAUAAACAUGUUGAUGACAUUGAUAAUUCAAUUGUUCUUUAGGAAAAUCAGGAAAAGUGACCAGUGUUCACUUACUAUAGUUUCUGGGGAGAUCUUUUUGCCUGACCACAAAAAUGGAGAGCCAUUCUGACUUUAUGGUACUUUAAAUGCCAUAUUGAUAAUUCAAAUGUUCUUCAUGAAAAUCAGGCGAAGUGAACAGUGAAUGUAAUAUAGUUUCUAUGGAGGUCCAUUUGUUUCACCACAAUAAUGGAAAACCAUUCUGACUUUAGGUAAGUACAUAACUUAGUUUGUGAUUCACUAGUUUCCCUUAGUUGAUAAUUCUGUAAAUUUGUGGCAAAUUUUGCCAACUUAUAGUCAUUCACAAGACAAUGUAGUGUACAUUUGAACAUGUCUCGUGCAAAAUUAUGUUUUGUAUGCAAAAGUCUCAUCUUGGCUAUCA
This is a messenger RNA of Glycine soja, 1808 nucleotides long. RefSeq lists its product as uncharacterized. The coding region runs from base 193 to 1323 and encodes 376 amino acids. The record is from RefSeq and is a predicted model, not a curated record. The transcript is spliced from 4 exons. Lineage: Eukaryota; Viridiplantae; Streptophyta; Magnoliopsida; Fabales; Fabaceae.